CUCGCGGCGGCGGCGGGACGGGUCUGCCAUUGGCUCCGCGGCGGGCGCGCUGACCGCCAGCCUCCUCCAAACUAUUUCCUGUUGCUGCCGCGUUAAUGCUAAACAGACCUUGCUGUCUCCCCCUCGCUCCAGCCAAAGUGCAGCCGGCUCCCGCCGCCGCGCCGCUCCCGCCUGCUCCGGGCCCCGCGCCCCGGCCCCCCCCACAGAUGCGGAGCGGGCGGCACCCGCCGCGGCCCUGAGCGGGAUGGAGCCGCGGCAGCGGGCGAUGGAGCUGCUGAGCAACAGCAUGGCCGCGUACGGCCACAUCCGAGGCCACCCCGAGAGCUUCGGGCUCUACUUCGUGCUGGGCGUCUGCUGCGGGCUGGUGCUGACGCUGGGGCUGCUGGUGCUGCGCCGCUCCUGCCCCCCCCGCGCCCGCCCGCCGCCCCCGCCCGGCCCCGGCGACGAGGACGAGGACGAGGAUGAGGAUGAGGAGGAUGAGGAGGAGGACACCAUCGACCGGGCGGCCUCCGAGUCGCUGCUGCCGGUGACGGAGCUGCCGCCGGAGAGCGCCGGGGACGGGGCCGCGCUGCCGGCCGUCAACGUCUUCGCCUCGGCCGAGGAGCUGGCGCGGGCGCAGCGGCUGGAGGAGCGCGAGCGCAUCCUGCGCGAGAUCUGGCGCAACGGGCAGCCCGACCUGCUGGGCGCCGGCCGCCUCCACCGCUACUGAGCCCCGCGCGGCCACCGGUACGAGCGCCUGCCCCAACGGGGGGCUUGGACGGACGCUGCGGCGAUGCCCCCAUGCCGGAGCCCGCCGGACCCUGCGGACACGUUCCCAGGCUGCUUCCCGCCCCCCCCCGGCGAGCCCCCGCGGUCCCGCUAAAAUUAGCCCUUUCCGGCACCGCCCGGCCCCUGACCCAGCGCCGGCGAGAAGGGGGGGAAACGUGCAGCCCCCUCCGGCCCCCCUCCAUCCCCCGGCAGCCUUGCAAAAAUAGCUGCUUCCCAGGCCGGUCCCCCGCGCCUCCGGCCCUAACAGGAUCCAGAUGUUUUCCAGAUGUUCUCCCAGCCCCGCGCCCAUGGCGGGACGCCAGGAUGCGCCGGGGCCUGCGUCGGCGCGCUGAGCCGGGAAGGGCGGCGGAGGCGGCAGCCCGCCGUGGGGCCCGGCCCCACUGUGGGGCCCAGCCCUGCCAUGGGGCAGCCCCGCUGUGGGGCCCAGCCCUGCCAUGGGGCAGCCCUGCCUGUGAUGCUGCCUCCGGCACGUCCCGCUCCCCAGCAGCGCCCGUGCAGCCAGGCAGGGCUCCGUACCCAAAAUAGUUUAUUUUACACGAUAUUUAUAAUAAACAGGGGUUUUUCGCCA
Molecule: messenger RNA, 1336 nt
Organism: Dromaius novaehollandiae (emu)
Lineage: Eukaryota; Metazoa; Chordata; Aves; Casuariiformes; Dromaiidae
Gene: EVA1B
Product: eva-1 homolog B
Exons: 3
Coding region: 245-709 (154 amino acids)
Source: RefSeq, a predicted model, not a curated record